Pecten maximus is the source of this 10622-nucleotide messenger RNA. Its product is annotated as ATP-dependent RNA helicase DDX3X-like. The record is from RefSeq and is a predicted model, not a curated record. The transcript is spliced from 18 exons. Gene Ontology annotation, molecular function: ATP binding; RNA binding; RNA helicase activity. Lineage: Eukaryota; Metazoa; Mollusca; Bivalvia; Pectinida; Pectinidae. Bases 83 to 2437 code for a protein of 784 amino acids. Gene Ontology annotation, cellular component: P granule; nucleus. Gene Ontology annotation, biological process: cell differentiation; gamete generation.
AUAACAGGCCUUUUGUGCAUUGAGACUGUGGCCUAAACCAUCAAGCAAGCAGCCGUCGAAAAGUGUCAUCCGAAAUUAUAAUAUGUCAAAUGUUCCAACUCAAAAUGUGCAGGGUCUAGAACAGCAAUUUGCUGGGAUAGACAUCAACGCAGGUCGCCCCUACAGUGGUAACAGGGGAGAUAACUUCAGUCAUGGUGGACCAAAAUAUCGACCUAACAACGUAAACCCCAGAUUUCAGGAGCAAACAUUCUACCAUCAAGGACCACCUCCUAAUGUGCCACCACCAACUGGUAGUCGUUAUGUUCCCCCUCACCAGCGAGACGGUGCUCCAGUACCCCCACCAGGCAGCUUCCCACCGGCAACUGACGGUGGUGGUCCAGGUGGCUAUGGAGGCUACAACAACCAGGGCCGCGGUGGAUACAACAUGAAUGGAAUGCCUCCCCAGUCCUUCAACCAGCCCAACAUAAGUGAUGGACGUGGUGGAUACAACAACUACAACCGUGGAGGUUACCAAGGCAACUACGGAGGUCAAGGUGGCGGAAACUUCAACUCCUUCAACCGUCGUGGAGGAGGACAAGGAGGUUACCAGGCCAACGGAGGCGGAAGAUACAAUGGCCGCGGAGGAGGUAGUAGUGACAGAGGUAUGAGACAGGGAAGCAUGCCUCCACACCAGAAUCAUCCUCCACCUGGCAACUCUCGCUGGGACAAUCUGGACGAUGACCGUGGCUCAAGAGAACAGAGGGCUGGCAGUGCACCCUCCCAGAACUGGAAUAACCAGGGUAACCGCUGGGACAAUAGGACAGAGUGCAGCGUAGUGACCAACAGUCGCUGGGCCCCAGAACCUACUAAAGAGAACUGGAAUGUGGCUCUUCAGAGGAACGAUCGUCUGGAAUUAGAGCUGUUUGGUGGUGGUAACACUGGUAUCAACUUUGACAAAUAUGAGGACAUCCCAGUCGAGGCUACAGGAGAAAGCUGUCCCAAGCACAUUGAAUCUUUUGAGGAAACAGAGCUGGGUGAGAUCAUCCGAAACAACAUUGUCCUGAGCAAGUAUGCUAAGCCUACCCCAGUACAGAAGUACUCUAUCCCAAUCGUUCUGUCCAAACGUGACUUGAUGGCUUGUGCCCAGACUGGAUCGGGAAAGACUGCUGCUUUCUUGGUGCCAGUGUUGAACCGUGUGUAUGACAAUGGACCAGGUGAUGCACCUGUACAGAACAAUCAGGGGCGCUAUUCCCGAAGGAAGCAGUAUCCUGUUGCUUUAAUCCUGGCCCCUACUCGUGAGUUGGCCUCACAGAUAUAUGAUGAAGCUCGCAAGUUUGCAUAUAGAUCACGUGUUCGUCCUUGCGUAGUGUAUGGAGGAGCUGACAUUGGUGCCCAGAUCCGUGACCUUGACCGUGGCUGUCACCUGCUGGUGGCCACCCCAGGGCGUCUUGUUGACAUGAUUGAACGAGGCAAGAUUGGUCUUGACUACUGCAAGUUCUUGGUUUUGGAUGAAGCUGACAGAAUGUUGGACAUGGGUUUUGAGCCCCAGAUUCGUAGAAUUGUUGAGAAAGAUACUAUGCCUCCUUCUGGCACCAGACAGACACUCAUGUUCAGCGCCACCUUUCCAAAGGAAAUCCAGAUCCUAGCCCGUGACUUCCUGGACAACUACAUCUUCUUGGCUGUGGGCAGAGUGGGUAGUACCAGUGAGAACAUCACACAAAAAGUAGUCUGGGUGGAGGAGGGCGACAAACGCUCCUUCCUUCUUGAUCUCCUUAAUGCUGCAGCUGGACCCGAUGCCUUGACACUGACAUUUGUGGAAACUAAAAAGGGUGCUGACGCCCUGGAAGACUUCCUCAUCAUGGAAGGCUACCCUGCCACUAGCAUCCAUGGAGAUCGUUCACAGAAGGAGAGAGAAGAAGCUCUGCGACAAUUCAGAAAUGGCGACAGACCCAUACUUGUUGCUACUGCUGUUGCUGCUCGAGGAUUGGACAUCCCUAAUGUCCGUCAUGUUGUCAACUUUGACCUUCCAAGUGACAUUGAGGAAUAUGUCCACAGAAUUGGUAGAACUGGACGUGUCGGAAACUUGGGACUGGCCACAUCCUUCUUCAACGACAAGAACAAGAACAUCAUCCGUGACCUGAUGGAUCUGCUUGUUGAGGCUCACCAGGAAGUCCCAUCAUGGCUUGAAUCCAUGGCUUAUGAUGCCCGCCCAUCUGGACCUGCUAGUCGUCGUGGAGGACGCAGAUUCGGUGGCACUGGAUUCGGAGCACGUGAUUAUCGUCAACAGAACAAGGCAAAGCCAUCAAAUCCUGGGUACGGAAACUUUGCUGGCAGCGCGCCGGCAACAACAGGGUAUAACCAGUUCAAUGCCAACUACGGAAACUACGGCGGAUCUUAUGGAGGCUCAUAUGGCGGGGCUCCUGCCGGUAACAGUGGGCCAGACUGGUGGGGAAACUAAGAGAAACUGCGGAACAAUUUGAAUGACAACCACAUCAUGUUUGUAAUAUGUACUCUUUAUUUACACAAUUGGUAACAGACGGCUAGAACCAGUGCUUGCUUAUAUCAGAGAAGUUUUUAUCAAAGAGGAACAAAUGACAUGAAAUAUACCUUAAUAGUUUUUGCCCUCCUGAAUAUAAAUUGUUGUGCAGUUGUUCAAUUGGGACGUCUACCUACCCAUACACUCCAAAAUUCAUCUAAGUUUGGUGUCCUCAAGAUAAACAUCAUGCCUGAGGAAGUUGAUACAGAUUAUUGGCCAUUUAUUACAAUAGGAGGAUUUUGAUUUCUUGAAAUAUAGAUGGUGAUAGGAGAUGUUGAAUUAAAAAUGUAUUUUUGAGGAUUCUUAUAGAAUCUUCUUCAUUUGUAUUAAAGUUGGUUUCAGUUAUUUUAAGUAAUAUCUUUACUUUUUUUAUAACAUAUUAAUUAACAUCAUUAUUAUUACUGGGAAAUGCUUGUUUUAUUCCAAAAUCAAAGACAAUUACAGCCCAACAGUGGGCAACAAGUACCAGUAGGGAUAAUCCUUGCCAGUGUUGAUAACCAUUGAAAAAAAAUCUUGUCUGCCAAAUGGCAGAGGUGGUUCUAUAUACUUUUACCUGCAAAGUUAUGAACCAUUUUCAAAGAGUUAUUUCUGCUGUAAUGAAAAUAUAAAGUCCUUGGUAGACAUUAUACUAGGCAGUUCAGCUGCAUUUUGUUUACUUGACCAUGUUUUGCCUAAAAGGCGCCAUAGUUUGCCAGUUGGAUGGGUUCACACCUGCGUAUAGAAUCCAGUUAUGGACGUGUUUGUUUGAAUGGUCUAAAGUAGUAGUUAGCUGUUACCUGCAUAGCAAGCAUUUCUACCAUGUUUUCUCGCACUGAUACAGGUGAGGGUUAUUAAACAUAUUGCCUGCUUAUGUUUUGACUAAUAUUUACCAAGGAUAAGAAUUAGCUGCUAAGAUUGUCCAUUCAUGAACCAGUUACUAUCUUGUUCAGUCUCCAACUUUGCUGAUAUGAAAAUGUAGUUGUUUACUGAAGUCAAUAGAUAUAGAUAUUUAUAUAUAUCCCUAGUUUAUUUUUGUACCUUCUACCACAAGUUUACAAUAAAAUGGCUUUGUGCACAUCUAAAUAUGUGCAAUGUGUUCGUGAGUACACCAUGUAGUCUGGUGGGGCACAAAGAUAACAUGGGUCCCUUCUGUUAAAAACGUGCGUCACAGACUAGGUGACAACAACAAGAUCAUUUCUUUACCCACCAUAAGAACAAUGGUCUUAUGUAAAUAAUUAAACCGAGUGGUUUGUUGCCGUGAUAUAUGGACUUGAAAACUGGUUCUAGUGCUGUUGCCACAAUGUAGAGCCAGAUAUUUGUCUUCUUUUUCUUGUAUUUUUUCUUUAUUAUUGUGUAGUAUGAAUAUAGUAGUUUUGCAACACAACUUGAAUAUAAAUGCCGUCCUGUUUUCAACUUGAAGUAUAUUGUUCAAUACAAAAACAUGACUUGGUUUUGACAACUGAUGGAAAGAGAUUCGUUUUGUCAAACUGAAUUUGUGUCUUAUGAUACAUGUCUGUCCAUUGAUACAGAAAUGGUGGUGAAUUGGAUUAUUAAGCUUUCUAAACAAGGAAAAUAGUAGCAACCUUGAGCAUUAUUUUCCUCAUCUUGUGGAAACUUCAUUGGAAAGUUUGAACAAGACAUAGAGGCUGUGAGUUGGAACUGAUUUUUUUGCAGUUCAGAAAUGACGAGAUUUACCUUGUCAAUGAUAGUUGGCUUUUUUUUAAUGAUCUCUAAGAGACGACGUGCAUGCAUGUAUCUGACAUAUUUUCAGUGUCAAGAGCAUAUUUUGACAAUUUAUAGAACUUUUUUUAUUUUUAAAUGUAAUUUUACUCUCGUGUAUGCAUGUGCACUAGAAAAGUGUUACAUGGAUAGUAAUUAUACACUGCCUAUACAUGUAACAAGUAUAUCGAUCAACAAUAUGUUGGUUUUAGGCAAUCAGGGUUUUUGUGUGUUUAACAAGAUUCUCUGUUUAUAGUCGCAGUAUUUUAUCCUGAGAUGUUCCGACAAUCUCAAAAUUUUCCAUAAUGAUUCAAAACAUGUACAUCGUUUAGUACAAUUUCCAUGUCUCAAUGUUUCAAACAGUGCGAGCAUGCUAAUUUGUUACUUUUCUCGAGUAUGCCUAUACAGACUUGAGAAAGGAAUGACUGUAUAUAUUCUGGUCAUUCCUUGAAAUAUUUAUUGCACUAAGAACAUAGCGGAAUGAAUCUAUAAUAUUUAUCUUUAUGCAAGCGAUGCAGUACAAUUGAAUAAUGUACUUAUAUGUUCACGACUUUGAGAAUACUCGAACUCUUUCCGAGAUAUGAUGUUGAGAGACAACCUUGUAUGGUACUGAUUUGUUGGAAUAUGGGUUUCCCAACUUUUUUUCUUUUUUUUUUUCAAAUGAACUUUAUUUUGGUGAGAGGUGUAGAAGUCACAAUUAACUUGUGAGGAAAAUUGCCAGAAAAUAACCUUUAAUGCAUAUUUUCUGUUCAAAGAAAAUAUCCUUGUUAUAAUAUAUCAUGUGGAAAAAGUAUUGCAACCAGUGCAGUGUCUGGAUUUCCUAAUGUCUUGACUAAAAUUCGUAUUUGUUAAUUACUGAAUGACAUUCUGGAAGUUAUCCUUCACUUUUAUAUUAAGUUGAUGAACCUGCUGAAGUACGUUUUGUAAUUUCUAGACAAAAGAUUGAGGACAUAUUUGAUUCUGAAUGUUCAAGCAGUUUAUGAUUUAAGAUCUGGAUUAUUUUUAUUACAAAUGCUUUCAAGGAGAAAUGAUGCAUAUUCUGUGGUAUUAAUUUCAAAUGUGCAUUAUGUUUAAAUCAAAGUGAAGGACAAUAUAUUAUAUAUCCUCUACAGGAUUUGAGAAAAGUAUAUCUUAAGCAUAUCUGUGAUUUGUCCUUAUGACAAAACAUGGAUGGAACAAAUCCAGACAGUGUUGACUAGGAACUGUUUGAUAUUUCUUAAAACCUCAUUAUUUGCUACAUCACAUAACAUGCCACGAUUGUCCUUUUGUGAAAUGUUACAUACCAAAGUGUAAUUUUUGCCAAUCAUUCAGUCUUUCAUUCAGGUCAUGUUUGUAAAUGCAUUUCUAUUCUUGUAUUUUAUACUAUGGCCAUGAAUAUACAAGAUAAAAUGCACCAAUAAUGUCGGAAAUACCAAGAAUACUUCUGAUGAAUAUUCAGAUAUGACUAUUCUGGAAAUCUCUGGAUUUGAGAAUUUGUUGCAAUAAAUUUAUCGGAGCAUAUGUGCAUGUAUAUGUUUAAGUAUAUACAUACUUGAUAUUCAAAUGCAGCAAAUUUGUUGACUCUUUCUGACAUCAAAUCUGUUGUCAGAAAUUUCAUGGAAAUGUGAAAUUUCUGAUUUGAGCACAAGUUCUGAAGGACCAAUGACAAACUGCAUUUAUGUACUUGGCUGGACAUUCCAGCUUGUGAAAUAGGAGGGAUAUCAUUAUUACUGAGUUUAUUACCUCUCCCUGCCUCUUGUUGAAAUUUUUGAUAGGAUAAUGAUAUUGGAAAAUCACUUAAUCAGUUUCUGAAUCUCAUAGGUUUUAGGCAGUAAUAGACCGUCUUUCCAGAGAAUAAAUUAUAUAAAAUAUGUUUUAUUCUGAAAAAUAGAAAAUACGUAAAAUAUCGAGUACUUAAUUAGUAUGUGAUAUGCAGGUACAAUUCAGUAUCAAAGUAUACAUCGAUCGUUGAAAAAAGGAAUUUUGAUCUUGUGUCCAAGAGUCUAUAUCUCGCGUAACAUUUGCCAAAAUUCCUUCAAGGUGGCGAUAGCUUCAAUCAAAAUUUUAUGAAAUCCUUGAACACGAGGAUUUCCACUAUUUUUGAAGUCAGAUUUUUUUUUUUAUAAAGUGAAGCUUUCACUGAUAUUGUUACGCCACUAUUGUUUGAUAUUGCAAUACUGUUGUUUUGUAUUUAUACAUUUUUGUAUUUUUAAUUGUUGGAGAGAUAAUGAAACAUUCCAGAUGUGUUCAAUGAUGAGGUUGAUUGGUGUGUUAUAUUUUAAUCAUCCAAUGCAUUUUUCAUCUCUCGUAUACAACUCAAUAGAGGCAGGCGAGCGGGCUAGGUGGCAGAUAUCUCAGGUGUUGAAGAGUAGUCAUGAACCUCUUAUUUCUUCUCAAGUACAAGUCCCACUCAGUAUUAAAUUAUAUGUAUUAAACCUUGAGAGAUAAUAUUAGGUAACAGAGAAAUCUCUCUUUAAUUACGGUUUUAUUCUCGAUGUUAUUAGAGAAAUAACAACAGUUUUACAAGGCAUAAAUAUAUUGUUUGUGUGUCCCAUUAAUUAAGUUAUUUAAAAAUUUGAAAAAUGUAUCUGUCCUUGCUAUUUUUGGUUAUAGAUCUGUCAAAUUUAUGUACCUGGUAACUUUAAUCGAUUCUAUAAUGGUGUAAAAAUGCCUUUGUGCCUGACUCAACAAAAAGUGUUGUGCUUGGUAUCAUUAAUCAUAUCAGCAUCUAAUCUUGAGGAUUUGAGGUUUAGUUUUGGACAAAUAUAGUCUCAUUUUAGAUGUGGAAAAAAAACUGUCUCCUUGAGGACUUAAACGUAUGUUGAGUCUCGCACAAAGGACUCAAGUUGGUAGUCAUUGGCAGAGAGCACAGGUUACAGUGGAUCCCGAUUGACUUUGACAAUUUUGUGAGUUUGCUUUUGUGAUUGUUUGAAAAUAUGUUAUGAAACAAAAAUCUUACAUAUCUAAGAGACAUAUAUUCUUAAUCUAGCAACCAGCUAGCCUUACAGUUUUGGGACAGAAUCUGUACAAAACUGUCUCCAAUCCAGCUAUUUUCCAAUAUUGGAAACAAAGGUAGCUGAUAAGUCCAGUCUCCACUGUAUUCCAUGUUUUCAAAAUCUGUCAUAAAUUAUAAUUUGUAUUUUUUUCCAUUUGAAAAAGUUACAUGUCAGGGUCUUGAAACAAAUUCCACUGCACUGUGUGUGUCGCCAGCUGACCUCCCCCCUUUGUAGUUGUAUACUCCUACACAGUUCAUGUUCAAUCACCUUCAUCCUCUGCCUGGCAGUCUCCUCAUCAACUUGUCGCUCAGCAUAUUCAAGAGAUGAAUAUAUUACAAUCUAGAUAUUUAUCUUAGCCACGUUGUGUAAUUUCUCUCAAGGAUAAAUAAAUACCAGUUGGUGCUUUGUUGAAUUUUUAUGCAACGACCGGUGACUCGUUACACCGUGUAACCGAUCUUCCAUGAUUCUCCUAUAAGAAGUGAUAUUUAACAUUAUUACUGUCGUGUAUAGCUUCAUGUCAAUCAUAUUUCCAAGAUAGCUCUUAAUAAUGCAUUUCUGUGAUCGACCAUUUAUUAAAUUGCACAUACAUUGUAAAUGAUGUGCUAUUCUUUGCAGAUUUGAAUUUUUACAGCAUAAUCUUGAAUUGUCUCACGAUGUUAAUGUUUCAUAUGGACAUGCCUGCCUUUUGUGUUUUUGUUAAAUUUUUUUUUUUAUUUCAAAGUUUCUUUUUUUAUAUUUAUUUCAAACUUUAGUGAAAUGUCGAAAUUAUAUAUACUUAAAACAAUCGCAAAUGGUGCUGUUAGUUUGUUUUUUGUUUUAUUUUUUUUCUUGAUAAAUCCUUUUAAAGAUUUUAUGUUGUGAUCAGCAUUGGGAGGAACUAUGUAGCUUAUAUAGUAGGAAAAAAAAGAAAUGGUUAAAAUACUCUCUGAAAGGGACCAUCAUGACUAGUUUUAAGGUGAAUGACAUCAGUAAGCUAUUAUCAUUUGUACUAGUCAUGAAAUUUGUGAAUAGAUUUAAUAAAUAUGAUAAAUAUAACAAAUAUGAAACAGAAAUUUUGACAAGUAUUAUACCGAUAGCAUGCCAAGAAUAAAACUAUUCUCCCUCAUCUCUGAAAAUAAGGUUUUGUAGUGAGUUACCUCCCCUAAAACAGAAUGUUACAUGGCCGUGAAUGAGGAGAACCAUGUUGAGUUGAGGAAGAAUGCCCUGUGGCAGAGGAUGAAAAAUACCAUUGGGGGCUAUGUUGAUAUUACCUAUGUUUGAAUUGUAUAUUAACCAUUUAUUCAAUUAGAAAAAGUGUCAUACCUUUCCUUAAGUUUUAAUUUUGUUGGAAAAUGGUGAGGGGAAAGAUUUUGGAUCUUUUCUCUCCUGUUGUGAAUUUUUUCUGCAUACAUCUUCACUGUAAUAAAAUCAAUAAAAACCAGUAGCUGUUGUUAUAUCAGAUGUAAAAAGGUGACAAUAAGUCCUAAUUUAACAGUCUUGAAUUGAUCCAAUGAUUAUGAUUAGUGAGAAAACAUUUAUGCAGUAUUAAUAGAUACAGAAAUUAUUGCCUUGCCAAUUUUUGUUUUAAAAGAUUUUUAACCAUUUCAAUACAAUAAUGUGUUUAUCAAAGCUCUUUGAUAACUUUACAUGACGUUAUGGUUUUAAAGUUGAAUUCUAGUCAGUGGUAGGGUUAUGUGAAGAGCCUAAUUUUCCCAGUUUGAGAGGUGCUUUGCAUUGUUUGAUCCUUUAAGGUAGAAAAUCCCACCACUUCACUGUCUACAGAUCAAAGGAUACUAUUUUCCCCCAAUACUAGUAAAAGAUAUAUUUCAGCAUUUUUAUUAUGAAUUUUGAGACAUGUUUUCUCAGUCAUUGAGGGGUGAGGGAGGGAAUAAUCCGGGUAUUAAAUCAUUUUAAUGGAGCUGUUUCUGUGAAAAAAGUGUAAUGUAAAUUAUGACUAUAUGCUCCAUGUCAUAAAUAUUCUUGGGAAAUACAAGCUAUAGUGCUGUGGCUCUCUACCUUAAAUUGCCACUGCUAGGUGUGCUAAAAACAAUAGACUGACCAAAAUUGUCCCUAGUCAAGUUUGAUAUCUGUUUCUUGUGAAAUGAUGCUAAUUAUUAUAGACCAACGAUGGUAAUAGUGUGUGGUAUGCAAGAGGUUGCUGCAGUUUUACUGUGUAAAACUAUGUUAUACAUGGAUGGAAACCUUUUUUCAUAUCACAAGAACUCAUUCUAUUAAUUGUUUUUCGAGAUAUUUUCAUGAAAAUUAAAUGGAUAUUAGUUUUUCUGUGAUGGUUGAUUCUGUAGAUUGAAAAAGGGGAAAAGUUUUUGUAAAAAUGGCAAUUUUUAACUUCAUCUGUAAAUUGUACUGUACAAAUUCUUUGAUACUAAGAAAAAUGAUGAGAAAUGAAAAGGCAAGUUGAAACACAUUCAUAAUUGUUUAUUUUCAUACUCUAUUCAACCUAGUCUGUUACGAACAAAUGUUUGUUGAUCACUUCCGUGUUAUGAUGAAGGAGUUUGUUUACUGUUUACGACUGGUUAUAUAUUCAUUUAUAUAAUACUACCUUGUUCCUAUAAUUAUUUACAUAUAAUAUACAGAUAAAAUCUCUCAUAUCAGUUAAAUUUUAAAAGGUUAAUGACUGGAAAGUAUUUUUGCUUUUUAAAUUCUUUUUUUUUUUCUCUGAAUGAAGAGAUCUUACCAUAUAUUGAUAUAUAUGUGUGUGUGAUCUUUUCAGUAUUACAAAGGGAAGACUAUUUGAAGUAUGCAAAGAAGUGGUUUUCAUAGAUAUGUAAAAGCACUGGCAAAACGCUGAUUUGUUUGAAGCUAUUGAGCCAUACGUGGGUUCAUAAAAAUGUAAUCCUUGUAACUAGUGAUGCAAGUUUGAUCAGAGAGUAGAUGAAACCAUUUGGGAACAUUUCAGUAUUUUGCUGUGCCUUACCUAUAAAUCACAGAUUUGGACAGCUGUGAAUCUGUUAUACUUCUUGUAAUCUGCACUUUCAUUGUAUAAAUUUAUCCACUUUAAGAGGAUUUGUCUCUGUCUUAUGGGAGAGCGACUUGAAAUAUCAAGUCUCGUGAAAUGUACCUUUUUCUGACAUUUUCUCUUCAGUAUGAUUAGUAAAGAACAGAUCUUAAAGUAUUGUAGAGAAGUUCAUGAAAGUGGAUAUAAUAAGAAGUAUAAUUUGGGAAACAGUGUUGAAGAAAUGAAAGUAUGUUUAUUUAGUAAAACCCAGUGAGCGAAUCAAAGUGUUGGGAGAGAGAGUUGUGAACUAAAUGGGGCGGCAUUGAUGUGUUAUUUUUUUGAUAGUUUGGAUGUCUGGCUUAUGUACUGGUGUAACAUGUCAUUACAGUUAUUUGUGAUGGAGUGCUAGCACCAGUGCAGAUAAAAUAUGAAAAAAAUGUCUAAAAAACUAAAUUUGAAAUGUGGUUGUUCAAUUAUGAAUAAAAGACAUGUCAGUUUA